CCUUGGCCGAGGGAUAUGUGAAGACUCGGGGGAAAGGGUUUUUGGUCGUUUAGGUCGGCGAGGGACCUGCCGAUCCCAUGAUCAGCGAUUCGCAGUAGCCGUUAUUUACCGUACGAAAGAGGAAGAGGGACAAGAAGAGGCGUCAGCAGUCCGGUGAAAGACGAGAGUGACUCGAUUCUAGGUUGGGACAGAUUAAAUUUGAAGAACCACGAGCGCGGAAGAGUCGCCGACGUGGAUCAUCACAGAAACAAGGAGUAACUCAGUAUCGGUGUCGACAAAUUGGGCGGCUUACGGGAGACGGUUAUAUUUGACAAUUCUAUUGAGAACGCGAACGUGAGGACCAUGUCGUGCGCUCAUUAUCCAACAACAGAUUCCUGGCGAUUGUAUUCGGAUUACAAGUAUCCUCACAGUUGUUAUACUACGGCCUGUUGUACAUCUACCAUGGGAAACCCUUCUUUUGAAGUCUGUGGCAACACCACAGGCCGGGGAGAUCCGUCGUUUUCCAAAAACUCGUACAUAUACACGGAGAGAAUCGCGAACGUACGCACGUACGAGACAGCGGGAUAUCGGGAGUCGGCGGCUUCGGUUGAGAAAAUGCAAAUGCGCCUGAGAUUCCUGGAGGAGAGCAACGCGACGAUGCAUCUCAGGAAUCGAGAUCUCAUCGCGGAAAACAGGAGCUUGGCGAGGCGACUCGAAGAUAACGCAACCAAGAUAAGGGAUUUACAAAGAAACAUGUCGCUGCUGCAAGAGGAUCUCAAUAACCAAAAAAGAGCCAAGCUGAGCGAAUUGUUAGAGAAGCAAACGUUUCAGAAAAACGACGAAAGCUGUCUGGAAGACAAAUGCACCUCGUCGACGGAUAUCGUUCCGAAGACCGAUCGUGGGAUACAAAUUUGGGAAGCCUGCAAAGAUUGCCGCAGGGAAUUGGAGGGAUGCCAAAGAGAACCACCUACGGUCACUAUCACGAAAUCGGAGCUCGAGUUACUAGAGAGAGACAUGCGGACUUUAAGGGACGCCGUAAUCGCCCGAGAGGAAGCCUGGGAUAAAGCGAUGGAGCGCGAGCAGAAUUGCCGACGGCAAUUAGCACGAUUGACCACAGAGGCGGUCACUGCGCAUCAUCUUUACGAAACUCGCCAAGAUGAACUCCAUAUGGUCACGCAGACCCUGACGGAAAAAGAGUUGGAAUUAAAGACUAUGCAAAAGGAGAUGCUGUAUCUAAACAAGUUAAUCAUGAAAUUAUACCGGUAUCAGAAACAAAUUGAGGGAUACGCGGGCGGUGAUGUUAACAUUAAAAUUAAUGAGAAAGAUCAAAGGUACAUUGAGGAGAUUACACAGCGCAUACAAAGAACUAAAGGCAAAUCAAAAGUAAAGUCUAAGCAUGCAUCAGAUAAAUAUCUGCAUUCGAACUCGAGUAGCCGUUAUAAUAGUCCUCGUGAAAACAACGGUGAAAAGAAUCAGGCAGGUUCCUCGGAGGACCAUCGAAAUUAAG
Molecule: messenger RNA, 1486 nt
Organism: Odontomachus brunneus
Lineage: Eukaryota; Metazoa; Arthropoda; Insecta; Hymenoptera; Formicidae
Exons: 8
Coding region: 343-1485 (380 amino acids)
Source: RefSeq, a predicted model, not a curated record